GCUAGUUUUCUCUGGUUAAGAUGGCGAGCUUCGUGUAGGGUCGAGCUGCUGUUCCCUUUAGACACUUUAUUUUCGAAAUUUGUGAGGUAUUUUUCAAACAUGUUGUCUGGUUUAGCCUUGCGAAGUGUUUUGAAGUCGUCAGUAGGCGUUUUGUUUCCCUCGUUCUGUUCCCCUACAUGCAGCUCUGCGUUAAUGUGGAGACUCAGCUGUGGGUCGAGAUGUUUUGCUAUCCAUCCACCAGUGAGACACUAUGCUCAACCACCAAAAAAAGAGACAGUGCCGGAAAGCCAACUGAGCGACAUUCCUCCCACUAUGCUGAAGAAGGAAUAUUCAGCUGUUCCCCUCGCUGCAACAACUGAUGAUAUUGUCAAGCGACUUCUUUCUUUGGAGUUGGCAAGUAAGAGGGAUAAAGUUGAGGUUAAAAAAGAACAGCUCAUAGCGAAAGUCCAGAGGGAUCCUACUGAUCGUGACUCAGUGGAGGUCAGGGUGGCUGAGUUGACAACAAUGAUCCGAAACUGCCGUGAACACCUACAAAAGCAUCACAAGGACAAAGCUAAUAAGAGGAAGAUGCUGUUGGCUGUGGACCGCAGGAAGAAGCUUUUGAAAAAACUGAGAUUGGUUCACUAUGAAGCUUUUGAGAAGGUUUGUGAGCAGCUUGGCAUCACAUACACCUUCCCUCCAGAGUACUACAGACGGGCCACUCGUCGCUGGCUGGCCAAGAAGGCCUUUUGUAUUCAGGUUUUUAAGGAAGUACAGAAACAGAGAGCUGAGCAGAAGCUGAAGAUGAAGCAAAGCUUGGCCUCUAAAGUCACAGCUGAAAACAAAAGUGAAGGGACACAGUAAAAAAUGCAACAUAUAGUGACUAUUGGUUCCAAAUGUACUGAGAACAUCUAGUUUCACUUGACGUUUGUGAUGACUAAUGUGGCUUCUAGAUAAAUUUAUCUGUCAUUUGUGUUUUUACUUUCAAUUUAUCAGUUCACAGAAUUUGUCUGGCUAUAUUAGAAUUUCAUGUACGUAAAAGUUCUGAAAAUGG
This is a messenger RNA of Thalassophryne amazonica, 1033 nucleotides long. It is a transcript of the gene mrps15, whose product is annotated as mitochondrial ribosomal protein S15. Bases 100 to 843 code for a protein of 247 amino acids. Gene Ontology annotation, biological process: translation. Gene Ontology annotation, cellular component: ribosome. The transcript has 8 exons. The record is from RefSeq and is a predicted model, not a curated record. Gene Ontology annotation, molecular function: structural constituent of ribosome. Lineage: Eukaryota; Metazoa; Chordata; Actinopteri; Batrachoidiformes; Batrachoididae.